AUGAAAAAUUUGAUACGCACUAAUAGUGCUGCGGGUGGCGGCAGUGGAGGUGGAGGUGGUGACCUCGAUCGAAACCCGAACCUGCGUCAUAUGCAUCAGUAUGGUGAUUUCGACCAUAGACCGCUGCAUGAUCACCAAAGUACACAGUGCCCACCUGGUAUGGAACAUCAACAGCACCUAUUUGCAUGUGGCAGUGGACCGCACAUGUUGCCCCUGGUGGCACGAUCUUUUUCUUGUUCCCAGCCGAGUGGCAUGGGCGACUACCCAAGCGAAACCAUUAAACACCAUUGUAAAAGUGAAAAACAUGACGACGAUGUGAGCAGCGGUAGUGGCAGUGGCGGUGGCGGCAAAUGUCAAAUGCAUUCCAACAACGUCGUCGUCGGCAGCCCGGGUGGAGGUGGCAUCCUAGUGAAAACCGAAUUCAAUGAGAUGCAGCAGAGUAAAUCAUCACCUGUCCACGAAGUAUUCGAGAUGACUUCAAAUGCAUUCACAUCAAAUGUACUAGGCGGCGGCGGUAGCAGUGGUAGUGCCCAGUUCCAUCAUGACCAUCCAGACAGUGCCAGCAGUCCCCCGUUGCCCCUGAUGGAAUCUGCAAAUGCAUCCUCGAACAUCGUAUCCCACCACCACCAUCAACAGCUUCAACACCAACACCAUCAGCACCACCAGUGCUCGCCUCAUUCAUAUGAAUCAUAUCUGUAUGCCAGUGCCAGUGGACCCAACCGAGUGGGAAUGUCCCCGCGUCAGCCACCAGGAACGAUGAGCACUGGAGCUUCUAGUGGUGGUGGUAAUUCAGAAGUGUCCGGAACUCUAUUCCAUUGUAAAUCAUUCUUUGCUGACAGCGGCAGCGGUAGCUCUGGAAUUGCAGCCUUCUACCCAAACAACCAGCCGCACCAGUCGAAUAAUGGUGACUCUUGCCGAGGAGACGACUCCAAUGGUGGCUAUCCCAGCAGCACCAACACCAGAGACUCCGAAGAGAAAGUAGUUAAAGCAAUUAAAGCAAGAAAAAUUUCAGAUUAA
Molecule: messenger RNA, 1017 nt
Organism: Eupeodes corollae
Lineage: Eukaryota; Metazoa; Arthropoda; Insecta; Diptera; Syrphidae
Product: MOB kinase activator-like 2
Exons: 1
Coding region: 1-1017 (338 amino acids)
Source: RefSeq, a predicted model, not a curated record